AUGGCUCCUUCGGCACCGAUCUUAAUACCCCACUUCGCGCAAGCGCAAUUGCAGCUCCUCCUCCAAGAGCAUGAAGCUGAAAUCUCCUCUUCUGUUCUCGCCAGCACCGCCGCCUCAGUAUCGCCCUCGACGCGCCGGACAUUACAGGCGACAGGUUAUGCAUUGACGGGGAUCGUCUUAUCACAAUGUCGAACAGGGCUAGGCGGACGAGUUGUUGGCGAAUUCGCUGCCGACGCAGCCGUCUCUAGCAAAUCGAAGGGAGGAGACGGCAAUACUGAUCGAGGCAGCUCGGAUGGGGAACCUCGAUUAGGCGCGCACGGAAUCCGAGUGGGAGACAUUGUUCGUGUGAACGACAUAAGCGGCUCGGGAAGCAAGAAGUCGGCAAAAGAUAAGGGAAAAGGUGGCGGCAAAGACACAGCUGAUGAGUCGAAGGGUCCAGAAGGCGUGGUUACACGGGUUGGGGAGAGGAGCAUAUGGAUUGCAUUUGGUCAGAGGGGCGGUGGUGGCCGUUCCAAAGAAGACGAUGAAGCAAUUGAAGAGUUGUGGGGGAAGAAAUUAUGGCUUAUUAAACUUGCAAACGACGUGACAUACAGACGGAUGAAUCAGACCAUGGAAAAAAUGUCUAAAAUGACUGAUUCCGACUACACGCAUUUUAUGCGAGUAGCAUUUGGCCAUACGACCCCGAUGCAACCUGGCUACGACGCUAUCGGCCCCAUUGAAAUCACUGAUCCAACUUUGAAUGACUCCCAGAAAGAAGCGAUCAGAUUUGCUCUGGCCUCUAGAGACGUGGCUCUCAUCCACGGUCCACCCGGCACGGGUAAAACACACACCUUGAUUGAACUGAUCAUUCAGAUGGUCAAACGAAAGCUCCGGGUAUUGGUUUGCGGCCCGUCUAACAUAUCUGUUGACAACAUUGUGGAAAGGCUAGCUCUGAAGAAAGUUCCGAUUGUUCGCAUAGGUCAUCCUGCUCGUUUGUUGCCGUCAGUCCUUGAGCACUCUCUAGAAGUUCUCACCCAUACGUCGGAAGCCGCAGCGAUCGUUAAAGACGUUAGAAAAGAGAUAGAUGAAAAACAAGCCAGUAUACGCAAAACCAAGUCAGGAAGGGAACGGCGGGCAAUAUACGGGGAUCUGAAAGAGCUGCGACGGGAAUACCGUGACCGGGAAUCUAAAUGUGUGGACAAUCUAGUUCGCGAGAGCAGCGUCGUCCUGGCCACACUUCAUGGGGCAGGUGGCCACCAGCUAAAGAACCAAAAGUUUGAUGUUGUGGUGAUUGAUGAAGCCAGUCAAGCUUUGGAGGCCCAAUGCUGGAUUUCUCUUUUAUCUGCUUCCAAGGUGGUUCUGGCAGGCGACCAUCUGCAGCUUCCCCCCACCGUCAAAUCCACAGUUCAGAAAUCGAAGAGUGCUAAGACGAAGGGACAGUCUAACACGAAGAGUGGUUCCACCGACGCCAGUGAUGCGGACAUUAUUGGCGGUGUUUCUCUCGAGACUACCAUGUUUGACCGGCUUCUUGCGCUCCAUGGACCAGGCAUCAAGCGUAUGCUAACAACGCAGUAUCGGAUGCAUGAGAAGAUUAUGCAGUUCCCUUCCGAUGAACUCUAUGAGUCUAGAUUGAUCGCCGCGGACUCCGUGAAGCUGCGUCUUUUGAAAGAUUUACCAUAUGAGGUUGAGGAGACCGAUGAUACCAAGGAACCACUUGUGUUCUGGGACACGCAAGGCGGCGACUUUCCAGAGAAGACUGAGGAUGACGAGAUUGGUAAAAAAGAGGCACUGCUCGGUGAGAGCAAGAGUAACGAGAUGGAAGCUUUGGUAGUGGUGAAACACGUGGACAACCUUAUACAGUCGGGCGUGCGGCCUGAAGACAUUGCCUGUAUCACUCCGUAUAACGGCCAGCUUGCUCUUCUUUCUUCGAUGCUGCGAGAGAAAUACCCUGGUCUUGAGCUGGGAAGUGUGGACGGCUUCCAAGGCCGCGAAAAGGAGGCAGUCGUGGUUAGUCUCGUGCGCAGUAACCCCGAGAAUGAGGUGGGAUUCCUUGGGGAGAAGCGGCGUUUGAACGUCGCCAUGACCCGUCCCAAACGACAUCUUUGCAUCUGUGGUGAUGCGGAGACCAUCAGCAAGUCAGUGAACUCCGUCCAUUGCCAUUCUCUUGAAAAUGUUGAACCUCGGAAAACGAAUGCUGACAAGAAGCCUUUGAUGUACAGAGGAAGCCCCUUUCUUAAGCGCUGGAUGGGGUUUUUGGAAGAGCAUGCAGAUCUUCGUUACCCAGAUGCCGCAGAGGUGCUGUAA
Molecule: messenger RNA, 2283 nt
Organism: Aspergillus clavatus NRRL 1
Lineage: Eukaryota; Fungi; Ascomycota; Eurotiomycetes; Eurotiales; Aspergillaceae
Product: putative DNA helicase
Exons: 4
Coding region: 1-2283 (760 amino acids)
Molecular function (GO): ATP hydrolysis activity; 5'-3' DNA helicase activity
Source: RefSeq, a predicted model, not a curated record